Molecule: messenger RNA, 1277 nt
Organism: Phyllopteryx taeniolatus (common seadragon)
Lineage: Eukaryota; Metazoa; Chordata; Actinopteri; Syngnathiformes; Syngnathidae
Gene: ngfb
Product: nerve growth factor b (beta polypeptide)
Exons: 3
Coding region: 684-1277 (197 amino acids)
Biological process (GO): cell surface receptor protein tyrosine kinase signaling pathway; positive regulation of peptidyl-serine phosphorylation; nerve development
Molecular function (GO): nerve growth factor receptor binding; growth factor activity
Source: RefSeq, a predicted model, not a curated record
AGGACCGGGCAGGCACUAGGACCGCACGACAUACUCAACGGAGGCGCACAGUGAGUUGCUGGACUUGCUCACGAUCAGAACAAGUUUCCAACAAGUGCAGAGCUGAGAGAGCAAGAGCCUGGGACAAAUGCAAGAGAAUGUGCUCGUCUCCUCUCGGGCAUCCCGUGGACGCACACAGGAAUAUAUUCCAAUAAUCCUCCCGUGGAGCAACAGGUCAACCUUUGCAGAGGUACACCACCAUUUGCCUUUCAACUCCUUGGAAUUACAGAAAAUUGCAAUGCAACAAAAGUAGUUGAAACAACUUUUUGCAGGUAAAAGAACACGGGUUUCAUUUGCACGCUGUUUAUGUUUCCUGCGUCUGUGUUUGGUGAUAAACACAAGCUGCGGGGGGAUUUUAAUGACUACUGUACUACUGAGACACUUUCUGAAGGCCGAGCGCGUCGUAGAUCAGCUCCAGCGGGGAACCUCCAUCCCCGGCGAGACUGCUGAAGCGUAUCCGUGGGGCUCAUCAGGUUACACAGCAGCAGAGGUGCAUUCCUCUUCUCUGGAGGAGGAGGCGAGGUGUGCUGGACGGGGGCCACAUGGCAGGAGCCCGGAGCGCGGAUCGCGGCUUCAUUCGCGUCCUCUAGGUGCCCGGUGAGGCGCUUGCGUUCCCGAGCGGACUCAGAAAAGGCGGUGCGCCCAUGAGGUCGUCUAUGCUGGUCCUGUUGCUUUUCUUCAGUGCUCACGCUGUGGCCUCCGUCGGGGAGGACUCGGGCGCCGCCGCCUCCAACGCACAGCGGCGGGACUCGGGCGCCGCCGCCCCUCGGGUGGACCCCAAACUCUUCAGCCGGCGGCGCAGGCUCUCCCCCAGGGUGCUGUUCAGCGCCCGGACGCCCGACGCCGAGCCGGCGUCGCGCGGCGAGCGCAGGAGCCGGCGGCGAGCGGGGCAGCCCCAGCACCGCGGCGUGUACUCGGUGUGCGAGAGCGUCAGCGUGUGGGUGGGCAACAAGACCAAGGCCACCGACAUUUCGGGCAAUGAGGUGACGGUGCUGCCGGACGUCAACAUCAACAACGUGAACAAGAAGCAGUACUUCUUCGAGACCACGUGUCACAGCUCACACGCGGGCAACUCGGGCUGCCUGGGCAUCGACACCCGACACUGGAACUCGCGCUGCACCAACUCGCACACGUUUGUGCGGGCGUUGACGUCCUUUAAGAACCUGGUGGCCUGGAGGCUCAUACGCAUCAACGUGGCCUGCGUGUGCGUGCUCAGCCGCAAGUCGUGGCGGCAGUGA